AUGUACAUAUGUCAAUUGAGUUUCUGCCCUGCCGGCGUUGAGCUUGGACUGAUUCUCGACCCUCCUCGACUCCGAAGAGGCCAUCCGACUGCCAAGACUGUCACCCCCAGCACCAGCGUCCAGCCCAAACAGCCAACAGCGACCACAACAGUCGACAACAACAUCCAUCCAUCCAUCCAUCCCAAAAACAACCAACAAACCAACAAACCAACACACAGACAAACCUCCGAAUAUCACUCAUCGGCUGCUUGGAAGAAGAACGAGAACGAGAACGUCCAGCUCAUUCAAUCACUGCUUCACCCGAAUUCGUUUUGGUCGUCCCCACAACUCAUCCGCACUUCCUCCUUCAUGGCAAAGAAAACGCAACCCAGUCGAUCGGCUGCUUCGGCUCUCCAAUCAGCUCAACAGCAGAAGAACCAGAAACCUUCCCUGCCUCCCCCUCCAUCCCCCCCUUCGCUAGCCCCCAAGUCCAAAACAUCCGGCGCUGCAAAGAAGAAGAAUAAGAAGAAGGCUGCCCAGGCUCGUCAACUCGACUCGAUCAACCAUCUGGAUCAACUCAACGAUAAUCAUACCGAUUCAAACAGUCUGAUCGGUCGAUCUGAUAUGAUUGGUGCCUAUCCGGCCGAAGAUGCCGUCUCAAUCACCCAGCGGACAACAACCGGUAGCAUCUCCCCCGAUGAGGACGAGGACGACCGGAUCACCUCUCAUACCAUGCAUCCCAGUCUGGCUGCAGCCACCCGUCAGACUCAAGAAGAUCUACUCGCCACAGCUAACGACCUCUACCGUCAGAUCGAGUCUGCAGCCGCAGCCGCACUCGCUACUACUCAAUACCCCAAGAGCAACAAUUCGAUCCAUAACUCUAACAAUCAGAACCAAUCCUCGACAAAUCAUCAAUCCGGUCAUUCAAAUUCAAAUAAUCACUCGCCUCAUCCGGAUGAUGAUGCAUAUUGGAAUUCUCUUCCUGCUCAUCUGCGAUCGUUUAUUCGUUCUGCUCUUCCCCUUGCUGCCGGUCACUCAUCUUCCAAUAGCAAUCAAUCACAGUCCUCCGCUCAGAAUCCAGGUGCCAUCCUACCAAACCUGUCUUCCUUCGCCCACGCAACCGGUAUGGUCACCUCCACGACCACCUCCAACAACCAACAGAGCGUACCCCAACUGACGAGCGAACAAAUGGCAGCAGCAGCUGAACAAUUGGCUCGAGUCGUCCAAAGUCACGAUUGGGGUCGAGCGGUCUCCACUGCAGCGCAACAGGCCGGCUUAUCGCAUACUAGCGUCAUGAACCACAUCAUCAAUGGCACUGCUCGAUCGUCUCACAAUUAUAGUCGUGAUGGGAGCGGCGCCGCUGCUACACUUAGCGUGACAGGUGGAACUGUCACCGGAACGAUACCCCUCGGAAGUUUCACCCUGCCUCUACCCCUUCACGCUCAUCCUGAACAACAUCAGCACCAGAACUCACAUGGGAUUAAUGAGCCUGUUUACUACACCGGCGAGACGACUAUCGUGACCUCGAGAAUCGGUGAUAAACACAAUGGCGAUGAUGGUUUGUUAGAUGAUGGUUAUUACAGCGAUGAUGCGAGAGGAAUGCGAGGUGACAUUAAUCAUACUAUACUCGACAACCGACAUAACCACUCUGAACAAGCUAGUAACGCUAGCAAUAUUGGGGUCAACAACUCAUCUCCAGCAAUGACAACAACCACGAGUAACAAGAAGAAGAAGAAGAACAAGAAGAAAAAAUCGGGUAACGCUGGUUCCAAUGAAGCUACCCAACCUCCUCCUGUUCCGAGUAUCGAUGUUCAGCGUUCCGCUCCUACGUUACCAUCGAAUCCUGGAGUUCCCACCAAAGCAUCAUCUCAAAUUAAUUCAUCAACGCGAAAACCUGGUCUUGAUCCUCCGGGCGUUCAUCUCACAAAUCAGACCCUUUCACCAAAUGCCGCUGCACCCGCCUCUCGACUGCCCCCAGUUCCACCUUCUGCCCAGAAAAAGAAAAGUCCUAUCGCCACUUCAUUGUCUUCUAACGUAAACAAUUCAGCCUCCUCAUCGACCGUCACAAACACCAACUCGAAUAACACCUCCCAUCAGCCCACCGAACGGGAGCGGAUUCGCGUCUUCUGGUUGACGCUGAAUCAAGAGGAGCGAGCCAACCUUGUAAAGAUCGAGAAGGAUGCCGUGCUGAAAAAAAUGAAGGAACAACAGCGGCAUUCUUGCUCCUGUGCAGUCUGUGGACGAAAACGACUGGCGAUCGAGCAAGAACUAGAAGUAUUGUACGAUGCCUAUUAUGACGAACUGGAGAAUUACGCGGAGGCCUCCAAGAAGUAUUACGGCUCAGACUUGAAGACAAAGGGCGACAAAGGCCUACCUGGAGCCUACCCAAAGCCACCAGGACCCGGGCCAUUCCCAGGAAGUGUAGACAUCAUGAUGACGGCGACCCAACCAUCAACUCAAGUUGCAUCCAAGAAGGCUGUUCCCAAACCUACUCGUGAUCAUAAAAACAUUCGGCCAAGACCUCAGCAAGCCGUGCCUCAGCAGACUCAUCCACCUCCUCAAUCUACAAAUGGAACCAAUGGACAUUAUCAGCAACCACCAGGUGCCGCCAAACGAAACUUACCCCCACCGUCUCAAUUGAAGAAGUUGAAUUCACAUAACAGCAAUAGUGAUCACGAUCACACGCAUAGCCCAAGCUGCCCCCACCAUCCUCAUCACCACGGUCCAAAUCACUAUCACCCCAACAAUCGUGGAAAAGGUGUUGCUAAUGCUCACUGCAUUCCCCCGGCUGCUCAUCCACGGACACAUCCCCGAAAUGAAGACGCGUUUCCCGAUGAAGAUGCAGAGGAUGAGGAAGAUGAAGAUGAAUACGACGAUGACGAUGAGGAAGAAUAUGAUGAAGACGAAGAGGAGGAAGGCGAGUUUGAAGAUGAUGAUGAGAUCCCAGCGUUAGAAGAAGUGCCCAGCGAAACGUUGGUACCAAAUAACGCACACAAGAAACCUCCCAUCAACGGCACAAAUAUGCCUUACCCUAAUAAAUUGCCCAAUGGCGAUAAACCGAGUAGCACGCAUGCAAACAACAGCGAUUUAUUUGGAUUUGGAAACUCUCUAACUGUCAAAGGAGGUAUAUUGACCGUGGCCGACGACCUUCUUCGGAACGAUGGGCAAAAGUUCUUGGAAAUGAUGGAAUCAUUGGCCGAUAAACAUGAUGAGAAUGACGGGGAUGAUUACGAUGAAGAUGAGGAGGAGGAUGAUGAGCUCGACGAUGACGAUGGAUUUGAUGACGAGAUCAUCACUGAGGAAUAUCGAAUGAAAGAAGGCCGCCGGAUGUUUCAAAUCUUUGCAGCAAGAAUGUUCGAGCAACGCGUCUUGACGGCUUACCGGGAAAAGGUAGCACAAGAAAAGCAGGCCCAACUACUCCGAGAAUUGGAAGAUGAGGACAGACUAGCCCAAGAGCGCGAGCUCAAAAAGGUGAAGGAUGCCCAGAAGAAAAAGGAGAAGAAGAAAGCUCAGAAGCAGCAGAAAGAUCAAGACCUCGCCAAAAAGCUAAAGGACAAAGAAGCCGAAGAGCAGGCCGCGAAAGCUGCUGAAGAAGCUCGACUUGAAGCUGAAAAGCGUAAACAAGAAGAGCAGCGCAUCAAGCGAGAAGCCCAGAGGAAGCUGCAAGAAGCCGAACGUGCAAAGAAAGAAGAGGAGAGGAAGAAACGGAUCGAGGAAGAAACUAGGAAAAGAAAGGAGAAGGAGGAGAAAAUUCGGCAAGAAAAAGAGGCUAGGGUUGCCAAGGAGAAGGAAGAGCGUGAAAAGAAGGCUCGGGAGGAAGCCGAGCGAAAAGCAAAGCUAGAGUUGGAACGGAAAGAAAAAGAGGCUAAAGAGGCCAAGGCAAAGGAAGAAUUAGCGCGGAAGAAAAAAGCCGAGACUGCUAAACGUGAAGCAGAGGAAGCGGCCAAACGCGAAGCAGCAAAAACAGCUGCUGCUAAAUUGGCCGCUCAGAACAAAAAUGUUACACCUAACGCCAAGCCCAACCAACGUUCCCCGGUAUCUGUUAGGUCGCCAAUGACGCCCAAGCCGAUCAAUACAUCUAUCAAGAUGCCACCCAGCUCCGGUGCACAUAAUCUUCCGAUCCCAAACCCGAAUUUUCCACCGCAUACACCCAAUCGACCGAUGUUGCCGCCUCCCAUGCUCCCCAGACAGAUGUCCGUUGGCAUCGGCCUUGGAAGACCCGCCUCGGCGGCUGCGGCUCCACCUUUUUCUGCAGCUGUUCCACCUAUGGCUGGCCCUUCUUCUUACUCGAACAUACCCACAAGGCCACCAAGUGCACAGUAUUCGACCUCCUUUCCUGCUUCCAACGCCUACGCGCCACCUGGAUGUUUGCAAAAUAUACCUCCCGAUAUGCAUGUGCCGCCGAUGAAUGGUAUUCAAGCACCUCUAGUUGGAGGGCCUUUUAUGCCGAUGGGUAGCUUUCAACCCCCGAUGGGACCGAUGAUGCCCUCGAUCAAUAACAGAGCGUUCUCAGGAUCUGCGAUCCCCAUCACCCCUCAGCAUAACUAUGUUAACCAAACAUCUCAGUCGCACCAACCUUCCCAGCACCAAAGACCCAGUAUCGUCUCUUCUCUUCCACCUUCGACUCCGACUCAUCCUUCUGGACUCAUGAGCCCAGGUAUAAGUUCAGCAAGCAGUCCACUAAGUGCUCUACAUCUGGGCAGUGAGCCUGUCAGCAAAGCCACCGUGAGUGCUGUUGGGCCCAUCGGCCCCUCCUCAACCCAACAACCACGUCGACCAUCAGGGAUAGAUGAAGCUUUGGCUCAAGGCGGGUUUUUUUCAAAUUCGAUUGAACCUAUCGGCCGUCCCAAGCUUAAUGGGACAUCAAACGCGAUGGAAGUAUUGAGUGGUCAAAGUGAUCGAGAUUCAACGCCGGAUUCUGCAGAUACGUCACCGACUAGGUCUUCUCAGAACGUACUGGGAUCUUCGGCCCUUUUAGCAGAUGACGAGGCUGGCGCCAACUUUCCGAGACGACAUACGAUGCCGACCAACAUAACCCCGACGAGUAGAAAGACGAGUUGCUUUCCAGCUCCUCCAGGAUUCGAUAGGGGUCUUGUUGUAGGUAACAGUAUCUGGGGUACAUCUUUGCCCGCAGGCGGCGGAGAUUCGGGCUGGGGUGCGGCCGUUCUGUCGACGCCGCCACCUUCAGUAGUAACCCCUCGGACGCCUCUGCAACCUUCAUCCCUUGGCGGAGUUGUCCAACCGAGUGGAGCCAAUCCGCCUCGAGAGAAUACAUCGGAUUGGAUCAGACGUAGGGCAAUAUCGGCUUAUUGUAACAUGCGCCUCAACGAGAAGUGGAUCCCAGUUGGAGACGUGUCUAUCGAGAUGCAACGGAUUCACCUUGAUACUCUCAAUGUUAGCUUGAAAGAUAUGGUCGAUGCCUGUCUCAUCAAACGCAACAUUCAUAACGGCGGUGGUGAUUGGCAGUUCAGUCAACAGGGGCCAGUACUUUACACUCGUUGGUUGCCCGUGUCUAGUCAAGAAGUUUCACUUGGAACUUCCAAUCUUGUUUCUUAG
This is a messenger RNA of Puccinia graminis f. sp. tritici CRL 75-36-700-3, 5535 nucleotides long. RefSeq lists its product as uncharacterized. The record is from RefSeq and is a predicted model, not a curated record. Lineage: Eukaryota; Fungi; Basidiomycota; Pucciniomycetes; Pucciniales; Pucciniaceae. Bases 1 to 5535 code for a protein of 1844 amino acids. The transcript is spliced from 10 exons.